Benincasa hispida (wax gourd) is the source of this 2336-nucleotide messenger RNA. It is a transcript of the gene ASA1, whose product is annotated as anthranilate synthase alpha subunit 1. Lineage: Eukaryota; Viridiplantae; Streptophyta; Magnoliopsida; Cucurbitales; Cucurbitaceae. The record is from RefSeq and is a predicted model, not a curated record. Gene Ontology annotation, biological process: L-tryptophan biosynthetic process. Gene Ontology annotation, molecular function: anthranilate synthase activity.
AUAUUGAAGCGAUACUCAAAACAGAGAUUAAUUAAAGUUAGGAAUGAUAUUUUAAUCUAAACUAAACAAAUGAAAUAACAAAAAAAGAAUAAUAAUAUAAAGCAAACGAGGAACUGAUUAACUGAAUAAUUUUAUAUGGUUCAUCCAUCAUCAACAACACUCUAAAAAAGAAAAAAAUAAAAUAAAUAACGGUCGCGUAAUUUCAUUCUAGUCUGGACCGUUACAUGCAGUAUCUGACGUGGAAGGUGAAUAAAAUCGUAUAUAUAAUUAGAAACCUCGGUAACAUUUUAAUUAUCUGAGAGUUCCAAGGUCCUGUCCAUUCCCGCUUUCAUUGUCGGAAAAAUGCAAUCUCUUAUUAACGUCUCUCACGGCAACUUUCUCGUUCCCUCCGGCCACCAGCGCCGUCAUCAGCUUGCUUCUGUCAACAGCUUUUCCAGCCAGAGUGGUGGCGGUUUCUUUCGAUGCCGUCGCGAAUCUCCACCGUCGCUUUGCCGGUCAACGUCAUCGGUCAAGAGUUUCCCAACCUUCACCUGUUCUGCUCUCCCGACCGCAACUUCCAACUCUUUAGGUGUUAAUGCAGCAGAGUUUAUAGAAGCAUCAAAACAUGGAAAUUUGGUGCCGCUUUCUCGUUGCAUUUUUGGCGAUCAACUUGACCCAGUUCUAGCAUAUCGGUGUCUAGUCAAAGAAAAUGAUUGGGAUUCGCCAAGCUUUCUUUUCGAGUCCGUCGAGCCUAAUUCUCAGGGUCGUUUUAGUGUAGUGGGAGCUCAGCCAACAAUGGAAAUAGUGGCAAAGGAGAAUAAAAUCACUAUUUUGGAUCACAAGAAAGGACGAUUAACUGAAGAAUUUGUAGAUGAUCCAUUCAUGGUUCCGAUCAAAAUCUCAGAGAAAUGGAAACCUAAAUCCAUUGGUGGACUUCCAGACACAUUUUGUGGUGGAUGGGUAGGUUAUUUCUCGUACGAUACAAUGCGAUAUGUGGAGAGCAAAAAACUACCAUUCUCAGGGGCUCCAAAGGAUGACAGAAAUCUUGCUGACUUUCACCUAGGUCUCUAUGAUGAGGUGGUUGUAUUUGAUCAUGUUGAAAAGAAAGUCUAUAUAAUACUUUGGGUGGAGCUUGAUGGAUAUUUAUCAGUGGAGAAUGCUUAUGAAGAUGGUGUAAAACGUUUGGACAUCCUGGCUAAAAAAUUUCAAGAUGGUGACCAUCCAAGGCUGAGUUCAGGUUUUGUCAACUUGAAUACUCGCCAGUUUGGUCCGUCUUUAAAGAAAUCAAACAUGACAAGUGACUCGUACAAAGAGGCUGUGGUUCGGGCAAAAGAACAUAUUCUUGCAGGAGAUAUUUUCCAGAUAGUUCUAAGUCAACGUUUCGAGUAUCGAACUUUUGCCAAUCCUUUUGAAAUUUAUAGAGCAUUGAGAAUUGUCAAUCCGAGUCCGUAUAUGGCUUAUUUGCAAGCUAGAGGUUGCACAUUGGUUGGUUCUAGUCCUGAAAUUCUUACUCGUGUCAAAAAGAAUAAGAUAGUAAAUCGCCCAUUGGCUGGAACGGUUCGACGAGGGAAGACAGAAAAAGAAGAUGAAAUGUUGGAGAAGCAGUUACUGAAUGAUGAAAAACAGUGUGCAGAACACAUCAUGCUGGUUGAUUUAGCUCGGAAUGACGUCGGCAAGGUGUCAACAAAUAGCACGGUGAAGGUAGAAAAACUUAUGAAUAUCGAGCGAUAUUCGCACGUAAUGCACAUAAGCUCCACUGUAACAGGAGAGUUACAUGAGCAUCUAACUAGCUGGGAUGCCUUGCAAGCUGCAUUACCUGUCGGCACCGUUAGCGGAGCACCCAAGGUAAAGGCCAUGGAGUUGAUUGAUGAAUUGGAGACAACAAGACGAGGCCCGUAUAGCGGUGGAUUCGGUACCGUGUCUUUUAAUGGUGACAUGGACAUAGCACUCGCUCUUCGGACUAUCAUAUUUCCAACAUCAGCUCGUUACGACACUAUGUACUCGUACAAGGAUGUGAACCAGCGGCGGGAAUGGAUUGCUCAUCUACAAGCUGGUGCUGGGAUAGUGGCUGAUAGUAGUCCUGAUGAUGAACAUCAAGAAUGCCAAAACAAAGCUGCUGCUCUUGCUCGUGCCAUUGCCUUGGCAGAGUCCGCUUUUGUUAAUAAAAAUGACCACCCUUGAGCUUGCUCUUUUCUAAUUACCCAAAGAAUUUUGGUAUAAGAGAUAGUAAAUAAAGUGGUUCUUUAUGCUACAAAACCAUAAUCAUAAUUAUGUUAUGAAACAGAGUUUGAAGUAAUCUUAAACUUUUUUAUACAAGCAAUCUCAACCUCUGUACAAUUAUUCAAACUACUGUAAAC